AUGAACCAGUCUCGUCCUAUUCAGGAUGAUGUUGAUCUCAACCCCAAGAAUGACGGAAUUUCUGGAGAAGGAAACAUAUCUGAUAAGGAAUUACUGAAUGAAACUUUGAAUUGUAAUGAACAAGGCGAUGUUGGUGAGGUAAUUGGAGUCUGGUCCAAGCCAAAGCAUAUUAGAAUUGAUUUUAAAAAUGAGCAAGUUGAACUCUCUGAUGAUGGUAUUGUGGUGAAGCUCAAUCCAGUGAUAGAAGCCAAAAAUUCAGAAGUGCUGAAAAAUUCGAUUGUAAUCAAAGUCCUUGGAGGUAAUGUUCCUUAUUCUGUUUGUAGUUUUGAUCUGAGAAAACAAUGGAACAAAUUUGGCGGAUUUCACAUGACUUCAAUCAGUAUGAACUGGAUCCUCUGCUCCUUCAAAACUUGUGAGGCGGUGGAUGAAGUUUUAAAUGGUGGACCCUGGUAUGUCAAUGGAUGCAUUGUUGCUCCGGUGUGGAUCAGACUCCCGUGCUUACCUCUGUUCUGUUGGGAUGAGGAUAGUCUUGCGAGAAUUGCUUCUCGGUUUGGCACACCGUUGUAUUUAGAUGGAAAUACAUUUCGGUGGGGAAAGAGAGAGUUCGCCCGCAUCUGUGUCAAGAUUGACUUGGAAAAGAAGCUCCCAAAUGGUGUCUGGAUUGAUGGUCUUGCCGGAAGAUUCUUCCAACGGGUUGAAUAUGAGAAGAUAAAUUUACUCUGUUAUCAUUGUGGUCAUGCGGGGCAUGAAUUGAAAACAUGUCCGGAGAAGGUGGUUCUGGGUAUUAAGAAUCAGGCUAUGGGAAAUUCUGAAGAAGUUAUUGGUGAAGUAAGGAAAACGGAUGGAGGAAUUAAAACAGCAGUGACCAAUGAAGAGUAUGGGCCUUGGAUUCAUGUCCAGUUUAAAAACAAACGUGUUUUUAAAGGUGUGGAUGGAUAUAGAAAUAACAACUCUAGUAAGAACAAUGUGAAGGAUAACUUUGGAAAGAAUGAUCAGAACAAAGUUUUGCAAGAGCAGGAUGCCAAUGGAAAAGAAAACAAUGCACAUAUGGAGGAAAAUUCAGUUCCAGGAACUAAUGUAGACAAAGGUGUAGUGGCAGAAAACUGCAAAGCAAGAAUUUGUUUGAAUAAUUCUUUUUCGAUUUUAAAUGAAGACAAUGACAUAGUUUGUCAUGAGGAGCAGGAAGAUUCCGUUAAGUUGCUGAUUAAGAGAAAGGAAGGAAUGAGUACUGAUGCUGUGAAUGAAAUAAAACCCAGCUUGAAUGGUUCUGCUAGAGUCAAACUGGCCAAGGAGUUGAAAUCCUUGGGAGGGGCUAGGAAGAGGGAAGCUGCUCUGUAUUUGAAAGAGGUGGUUAAAGAUCAUGUUGUUUUUUUCAUUGCCCUUAUGGAGACUAAGAUGAGUAUUAUCAAUAGGAAGGAUGUUGACGUUCUUAUUGGUAAGAAAUGGGAUUUCUAUCAUUUUCCUGCAGUAGGUCUUUCUGGUGGCAUCUUAGUGUUAUGGAAUAUGAAGAUUGGGAACUUUGUGAUUACUGAUACUUCUUCUCAGGUGAUUGUGGGAGAUUUAUCUAUCCCUAGAAUGGGAUCUUGGAGGAUUGCUACUGUGUAUGGUAGUAGAUGUUUCAAGGAGCGUGAAACUCUUUGGAGCUUGUUGGAUAAAUGUAUGGUGAGUUCUAAUCCUUCAUUCAUUGGGGGAGAUUUUAAUUGUGUGCUUAAUAGAGAUGAGGAAAGAGGUGGUAAAAGAUUCCUUUUUACCAAAGGACCUAGAGAUAUGAAGGGUUUUAUGACUAGUUGUGACUUUCAUGAUGUGGGGAUUAUUGGUCCAAGGCAUCUUGCUAGGGUGGCUUCAGAUCAUAGUCCUAUUACCUUCAAGGUCAAUGAUAAGAAGCGUGUAAAGUCUAAAAUCAUUAGAUUUGAAGAUACUUGGAGGAUGUAUCCAGCGGCUAGAAGCAUUGUUUAUCACUCUUGGAUGAAGAAUGACUUUGGGGAGGAAAGUAUGGUUCUACAAAGGAAGAUUAACAGAACAUUGAAAGCUCUUUUCUUUUUGGAGUAA
Dendrobium catenatum is the source of this 2049-nucleotide messenger RNA. RefSeq lists its product as uncharacterized. Bases 1 to 2049 code for a protein of 682 amino acids. NCBI's taxonomy places the organism in Eukaryota, Viridiplantae, Streptophyta, Magnoliopsida, Asparagales, Orchidaceae. The record is from RefSeq and is a predicted model, not a curated record. Gene Ontology annotation, molecular function: zinc ion binding; nucleic acid binding. The transcript is spliced from 4 exons.